This is a messenger RNA of Brassica napus (rape), 1359 nucleotides long. Its product is annotated as mitogen-activated protein kinase kinase 1. The record is from RefSeq and is a predicted model, not a curated record. Gene Ontology annotation, biological process: protein phosphorylation. Gene Ontology annotation, cellular component: cytoplasm. The transcript is spliced from 8 exons. Bases 158 to 1219 code for a protein of 353 amino acids. Gene Ontology annotation, molecular function: protein serine/threonine kinase activity; ATP binding. Lineage: Eukaryota; Viridiplantae; Streptophyta; Magnoliopsida; Brassicales; Brassicaceae.
AGGAGAAGUCAAUGACCAUAUAGUCUUCGUCUUCUUCUUAUUCAUAUUUCAUAGUGGUGAGCUACACGACGUCUGUCUAGCGUUCGUAAUUUUUCUAAUCUCUCUGACCUCUGCUACUGUGUAUCCGUUCGUGUUGCUUUGAUCUCUCUGAUCAGACAUGAAGAGAGGCAGCUUGAGUCUUAAUCCCAUCUCUCUCCCUCCUCCUGAGCAAUCCAUCUCCAAAUUCUUAACACAGAGCGGAACGUUCAAGGAUGGAGACCUUCAAGUGAACAAAGAUGGAAUCCAGACAGUAUCUCAUUCUGAGCCUGGAGCUCCACCACCUAUUGAUCCAUUGGACAACCAGUUGAGUUUGGCUGAUCUUGAAGUGAUCAAAGUCAUUGGCAAAGGAAGCAGUGGUAGUGUUCAGCUGGUUAAACACAAACUAACUCAACAGUUUUUCGCUACUAAGGUUAUUCAGUUAAACACAGAAGAGUCCACAUGUCGAGCCAUUUCUCAGGAGCUGAGGAUAAACUUGGCCUCUCAAUGUCCAUAUCUCGUCUCAUGUUAUCAGUCUUUCUACCAUAACGGUCUCGUUUCAAUCGUAAUGGAGUUCAUGGACGGUGGAUCUCUUUUGGAUUUGUUGAAGAAAGUCCAGAGAGUUCCUGAAAACAUGCUUGCUGCCAUCUCCAAGCGAGUGCUCCGAGGCUUGUGCUAUAUUCACGAUGAGAGGCGAAUCAUUCAUAGGGACUUGAAGCCUUCCAACUUGCUAAUCAAUCACAGAGGUGAAGUCAAGAUCGCCGACUUUGGUGUCAGCAAGAUAUUGUCUAGCACAAGCAGUCUAGCUAAUACCUUCGUGGGCACUGACUUCUAUAUGUCGCCAGAGAGAAUCAGUGGAAAAGCGUAUGGGAACAAGUGUGAUAUUUGGAGUCUCGGAGUGGUUCUGCUCGAAUGUGCAACGGGUAAGUUUCCGUAUACUCCUCCUGAAAACAUGAAGGGAUGGACUAGCAUGUAUGAGCUAGUUGACGCCAUUGUUGAAAACCCGCCUCCUCGUGCACCUUCCCAUCUGUUUUCUCCAGAGUUUUGCUCCUUCAUCUCGCAAUGUAUACAAAAAGAUCCAAGGGAUAGGAAAUCAGCAAAGGAGCUUCUGGAACAUAGGUUCGUGAACAUGUUUGAAGAUGUGGAUCUCUCGUCUUACUUCACCGCCGCAGGAUCUUUGAUUCCCCCACUAGCUAACAGCUAGAACCGAGUUUGAACAAUCCUUUUAACACCAAGCUAUAUAUAUAUUUUAUAUCCACUGGAAGAGACGAUAUUUACAUGAUGUUGCGACUUAUGACAGAAUUAUUUUGAUAAACAUUAAAAUAAAUUUAUAUUUUCAAAGUA